AUGCCAUCCUCCACAGUCCAGGCGCGCAUAUCCAACUUCGAGACCCUCUCUGCCAAUCGCCCCUCCUCGUCGUCGCCUCCGUCGUCCUCGAAGACCCCUGCAGACAUCCUAGAGACCCCGCUCUCGCCGACCACCGCCUCUAGGCUUCAGCCUGUCGCCCCAUUCACGAACACACAUCCAUCGCCCUCACCAUCCCCGCCUAAUCUAGGAAGGAAGACCUCUCUUAUCGACCUCAAGGACUGGGUCGUCGAUGACGGACCCUCGCCGCCAAAGUCCCUUUCAAAUGGCCGUAUCGACAACACUAAAACACCCACACAGCCGGCUUUCAGCCCUAAGCGAACGAACCAAAGCCCAAGCCCAAGCACUAAUCUUUCUGUUGCAUCCAAACAGCCUCCGCAGCUCCCUCCCCGCAAGCCAUCCUAUACCUCUCUGAAGUCUCCUUCAUCCUCCUCGUCGAAACCCAGCCCACCGCAGUCGCGAGCUACCUUCUUGUAUCCGCCUAGACGCUCGGAUUCGUUGACUGUCGAGCCCGCACACAGUUAUCCUCCUUCUGACCCACAUUUACGCAACUCUUCAUCAAGCCAUGCCCCAUCCUCAUCCAUUUCCUCCUUUCACUCUGUUUCGCUUUCGUCAGACACAGACCCAAGCACACCCGGUUCUGUUGCCAAUUUCAUCGCUACUUUCCCCAUCGACCAAGAGCAGCACGACUCGCCGCCGCCGCCGAACGGCAAGCAUAGUGACGCAGAUUCCAUCAGCCUCUCGGAGUCCUACGAGGAAGUAUCCAAGUCGUCACUCGCAAGUCCGGCCACAGAGCAUUUGAUAAGAAUGGAAUGGGAGAAAGCAAUGGCGAAGCGGAAACCUGUCCCGCCAAAACUUCCGGAGCGGCCGAAUUCAGCGAGGCCUCCAUCGUCGAUAAUAAAGUCGCCACCGCCGCCUCCUUCAUAUCCAGUAUCGCGUGCAACGUCUGUUUCUGGAUCGACACCCUCUUCGCCUACUAUCCGGCCCGCGUUUUCAGGCAUGAGUACACCUCCAGUCUCAUACACACCUCGUCGCGCAGCCCCCCCACCCCCACCCUCACGUUCCUCCGACCGCUCUUCAAUACAAAGCACGACAACAACGCACAGCUUCGCCUCAAGCUCGUACUCGUUCUCCUCCCAGUCCCAACAAUCUCAUUCGCGUAUGGUUAAUCCGCCUUCCAUCAUCGGCCUCGCAGCGAAAGCGAAGCGGCCAACUCCUGUCCCGCUCGCCGCGCGUAAGCGGUACGAGCCGCUCUUCGUACAGAACGUGUUACAGCGGCGGAGGGCAGAAAACAGGAAGUCUGAGGAUAAACUUGCACUCCUGAGUCCGAGUGAGGCGAGGGGACGGCGCGCGGCAGGGUGGCGUGGGCUGUCGGUGGAUCUGAUCACGGGUGGCGAUGGAGCAGCGGCGGAGACGCAGGUGCAGCUGGAGGACAAGAUAGACGAGGUUGUGGCUGCUGAUGAAAAACUCGAGGGGGGUAUCGUAAGACUAAUAUGGAAUCGUUCUGGGCUGGAUGCUGAGCGACUGGCAGAGAUUUGGAAUGAAUGCGAUACGACGGGCCAAGGUGCUCUCAAUCUCGACGCCUUCGUCAAAGGCAUGUGGAGGAUAGACGAAGAACUUAGAAGAGCACAUGCCCAAGCUCUCAAAUCUGCCUCAACCAGCCUGGGUGCCUACCGUUCAUCAAGUCUACGCAGUGUCAAAAUCCCUCCUAAACCGCGAGAUAUACUCCGAUGA
This is a messenger RNA of Cyclocybe aegerita, 1752 nucleotides long. The record is from the annotation of a GenBank genome assembly. Lineage: Eukaryota; Fungi; Basidiomycota; Agaricomycetes; Agaricales; Hemipholiotaceae.